AUGAACACCGAUCUGGCGACCGGAGUGAAUCUGGCUUGGGCGAUCGCGGCCGGCGUCGACGGCCUCGGAGAUGUCGGAGUGGUGGUUUGCCCUCCAUUCAUCUCGCUGGCAGCGGUUCGGGAGGCGAUAUCGAACCGCCCGGUUUCUAUCGGCGCCCAGAACAUGCACCAUGACGACAGCGGAGCAUUUACGGGCGAGGUAUCCCCGGUCAUGUUGGCCGGCGUGUGCGACUACGUACUGCUGGGACACUCGGAGCGUCGCCAAAUGUUUGGCGAAACCGAUGAGAUGGUGGGUAGGAAAGUGGCAGCGGCGGUGGCUCACGGGCUGCGCCCCAUCGUGUGCGUGGGUGAAACCCUGGAACAGCGAGAAGCCGGAAACGCCACCGAAAUCGUGCGCUGGCAGGUUACCUCGGCCCUGGCGGAGAUAGACGCAGGCUCGGCCAACGAGCUGGUCAUCGCCUACGAACCGGUAUGGGCCAUUGGAACCGGCCGGGCGGCUACACCGCAAAUCGCCGACCAGAUGAUGGGCGGAGCAAUAAGGUCUACCGCGGCGGCCACCAUGCCCCUGCUGUACGGUGGCAGCGUUAAUGCCGGCAAUGCCCGCGAAUACGCCAGUGUUGCGAACAUCAACGGCGCCCUGGUUGGGGGAGCCAGCCUGGACGCUGAUUCCUUCCUGGCAAUCGCCAGAUUGUUCGGCGACGGCAAGGACCGGUAA
Messenger RNA from Geodia barretti, 714 nucleotides. Lineage: Eukaryota; Metazoa; Porifera; Demospongiae; Tetractinellida; Geodiidae. The record is from the annotation of a GenBank genome assembly.